AUGGAGUCGCCUUUGCUUCGAGCAGGGGUAGCUGCCGCUCAGCUUGCGUUGCAAGUCAGCCCAGUCGCCAAAAAGGAAGAAGGUGUGAAAGAAGAAGGAAAGAUUGAAGCGAAAUGUGAAGUGAAGAAGGAAGCUUCACCUCCAGUGAAAGCCGAGACAGGGCAUGCCACUGCAAAGAAACAAAAGACAGAGUGGCAAAGUGCCUUGAAGAAACUACCUGGAGACACUACCCUUGCCAGGGACAUUCUGGCUUACUUGGCACUCUUCAUCGAACCUUCCACUGCGGGGACCUCUACUGUGACGACUUCAGCCCAUCCAGUGGAUCUAGUGUUGAAUGCUUUCAACAACCCACAGACCUCAGAGCAAACCACGAACAAGCUGAAGAACUUCCUCGAGGAAGAUAUCUCCAAGCUUCUGGUACCUGACAGCACAGUGGAGCACAUGACUACAGCAGUGCCAUUGUCGUCCAUUUACAUCGCCAGACCCGACGACAUGCCCUGUAUAGAGGAUUGGACCACUUGCGCGGUGAGCUAUUUGUUCAACGGCUGCCGCUUGCAUCGAGAGCCUUUAGACUUGAACUACAACAAAUCUUUAGCACUCACUGAUGGAGAUCACGCAGUCAAGGAGCAGGCUAUUCAUCUAAGGACUGCUGGGCUCUUCAUCUUGCUGGUAGCAUCAAACAUGGAUCCAAUUACGGGGAAGGAUCUCAUUCAGUGUCUGCUGCCAGCCAUCAGUGAUUUUUGGAGCUUGCCAAGCACCAUCACGGCAUGUGGCGACAAGGAAACUGUCAGCUUUGAGUCAAUCCAAUUAUCCACGCAGGGUGCAGAGAGACAGCGUAAAGACGUUUUAAAGCUUGCUGCAAGAUUCGAACGGUUGAUCAAAGAGCGCAUGAUGACUGAGACCACCAUGGAUGAAAGCGCGUGCCUGAGCGACCUCAUCAGCAAAUACAACAGCUACAGAGCCAACAGCGCAAUACGAAAGUGGCAAAUCUCCCAAGACCAGUCUUCAGCUAUUUGGUCAAUAAUCAUCGGAUUGGAUGAAGUUUCCCGGUCGCUAUUGCGAAGCCAUCUUGACCACAACAAGUGGGAAGAGUCAGGAUACAACGAGUCUAUCCUCAGAGUGAAGCGCCACAUGUUGAACGAGACACCCAAGGGAUUGAAUCCAUUCUGGACAAAGUUGUUGACCGUGACACCAGCCGUUCAGCACCUCCACUUUCAGAAAUAUAAUCUUUGGUGGUCGCAAAACGCAAGGAGGGUCAAGAGAUCUAUGAGAGCACGGAUGCGGUGGACAGAGGAGCAGUGGAUCAAUAACGUCAACCACUGUGCUGUCUUUCAAUGGGUGAAGGAACAGUCCACUGAGCCUGAAGUCACCUCAGAGAUGCUGGAGAACAUGACUCAAGCUUUCCUCAAUGGGGAUUACACCCAAGACCUGGAUGCAAUCAUUGUCGCGAAGCCAUCAAAGAUUACCCCGCAGAUGACGGCCAUGUGGCAGGAUCACAUCGGACGCGUGAUUUUUCAGCCCCAGGCCAAUGUACGUGACGAGUGUCCAGAAGUUGAUGAAGCGCAGGACCUGUCGUUUGGUUUACUGAUGAAUGUUCAGGAUCAUGUGGCCGAGACCUUUAUGAACAAGAGGCUUCUCAUGUUGUGCUCUGACAAGGGCAAGAGCAACGCUGUCGGAGGGCUGACACGAAGGGUUCUACAGGACGCCAGCCAACGCUUCGACAGUUGUGAUAGCAGCAGAUUGCAAAAUGUUGGCUAUGUGGAUUUGUCGAAGUAUGGACGACUGGCAGCGCCGGAAAUCAAUGACAUCUGCACCUGGUGUCAUACCGUCCUCAGCCAGAAUCCUGAUUACAGCAUGAUUUUCAUGUGCGCCCCCGUCCUUGCUGGAGAAGGUGUCAUCAAUGGAUUUCGAGGAGAGCAGAGGCGAAUAGAGGACAAGCUCAAUGCCAUGCAGAUGGAAGCCAAAGCAGUACAAAUCCUGUUUGACACCAGCACCCUAUACAAGGCACCCCGAAACUCUGAUCUCAAGCUGGCAGAUGACAAUGUUUGGACAAAAUCGGAGUACUGGAACAGCUUGGUCAAUUCACCUUCUGCCCCGCUUCCUGUCAGUGAAUACGUGACGCCAGAGAGUGGCACCUUUUUUACACAUGAACAAGGGCGUAGCCUGACCGACAGACAGGAAACAGCGCAGUGGUUUGCAUCCCCGCAAACAUUGCGGAACAUCAUGGAAUCGCUGCUGGCUCGAGUCUCAUCCCUAAAGGGACAGGCCCUGGUGGUUCAACAUCUGACGCAAUACGAUGGAGUGAUGGAGAAGGUGAUGAUCGAUUUGAUGAACGACCUGCAAGGAGACUGCUACAUUGCAAUGUUCAGUGAGACCAGCAACAGCACCAUCUUUCAGUAUGCACUGACAGGGGUGAAGGACAAGCUACUGGAGGAGUGGAAGGCGGCUCGAGGCCAGAUUGGAUUGAUGACUCCGAAAUUCCAACCAGAAGCCGACUUGAGCACUGUGGCAAACUCAAGGAUGCCCCAGCUCAAACUUUGCCAAAUGAGUGACAACGGCCACCUGACCAUACCCAAGGAGGUCAGGGACAAAUGGCUGAUGGACCCAAGACCAGCUCCCAAGGCACAAGAUGAGAACGUGGAUUUGGGAGGUGAUCAACCAACUGCCUCAAGAGCGGCUGUGGUGACUCCAUGUGAGAUGCCGCCAGCACUCUCCGCUGAAGAGUUCCAAUCAAAGCACGCAACCGUUGAUGCUACCAUCACUUUGAACAUGGGUUCCAAUGUGACAUGCUAUGUUGUGGGUGCAAAGCUCUUUGUGACCAGCAGUACGAAGGUUGUGCUGGAAGAAACGACCAGCCAGGGAGCAGCAGACACCGCUCCGAUGCGGCUCUAUGACUUGAUCGUGAUGUUGGAAAAGAAAGGCAUUUUGGACACCAGUGUCACAGGACAUGCAGUGGACCGACCGGCUGAAGUAAAACGAGGAGAAGAACAGGAUCGCGUGGAGGUCGUGCAUGAGUCUUACAGCCUGUUCAAGCCAAAUAACGUGGCAGCGAAGACCGCCAAAGCUACGAAUGUAGCAGGGGUCGUGGGCUUCAAAGCCCUGAGCAGCAGCAACUACUUGCAAUUGGAGGGUAUGGCAAUGCCUGUGGAAACCGUUGCCCGACCUCUUCGAGACCCUGUUAAGAAGAGACUCUUUGAUGAUGCUGGCAAAGAACCUGAUCCCUGUGACAAUCCCAAGCUGCCCUACGAGUUCUUUCAAUCUGAUUCCCAGGACUUCAUCGACAAGACCAGUAUGGGCCCUGCACCAGUGUAUUUUCCACCUGAAACGGUUGCGAAGGCCCAGAAGUCUGAUGAAGAUGUUGAAAUGCAAAAUGCCAAGCGGUCAAAGCGCACGAUGAACGAUGCGCAUUGGGAAUUUGUCACUCGGUCCAACUUCAGUCAACUUGACUGA
Messenger RNA from Durusdinium trenchii, 3450 nucleotides. NCBI's taxonomy places the organism in Eukaryota, Dinophyceae, Suessiales, Symbiodiniaceae. The record is from the annotation of a GenBank genome assembly.